Thrips palmi is the source of this 2342-nucleotide messenger RNA. RefSeq names its product vezatin-like. Gene Ontology annotation, cellular component: plasma membrane. Gene Ontology annotation, biological process: cell-cell adhesion. Lineage: Eukaryota; Metazoa; Arthropoda; Insecta; Thysanoptera; Thripidae. The transcript has 7 exons. The record is from RefSeq and is a predicted model, not a curated record. The coding region runs from base 225 to 2183 and encodes 652 amino acids.
UGUAGCAGCCCGACAUCAACAAACAAGCAAGUGCACAAGUUCAAGUGUGUGGAAAGGUGACAAUUAGUCAAAUUCUGAUUCGUGAAACCCUUGUCAUGGCAUAUGUCAUCCUCAUUUAUGAUCUUAAACUGCCACUCAUACUUCCUGCCCCUGCAUUCAGUAUUUUUCUGUCAUGAUCAUAGCAUUAUUCCAAAACUAACCUGACAUCGGACAAUAAUUCAAUAAUGGACAAUGAUGAGGAGGUUAUACUCAAGGGAUCUGCUCUUUACGACUACUUGCAUGAAACUGGGUUUAAAAACUUUGAAUCCUAUGAAUUGAAUCACAAUAAAUCAAGAUGGUUUUUGACUGGACCUGGAAACUACGAGUGUCUGCAAGUCACUCGACCAGCUCCUCAAUGGUCACUGGAUCACUUAGACUCCAUUUUGAACUGUGGACUUCUACUUGAAGACCACCGUCACUUCAUUGAAUGUUACUACCCCCUUGAAACAAAGAAAAAUUCUUCAAUCGUGAAAAAAAUUGUUUUAGGAGGUGUUCAAUUUUUCUGUUUGGCUGGAGGCUUGUGGAAAAUUGCCUCAGCCCCAACCUCAAAACCAUUUAUCUUUGCUUCCUGUGCAACAGCUUCUCUCUUUGCUUUUGUCUAUGUAAAAGAAGCCCUGAGAAGGCAUUCAAUAUUGGAAGGAAUCAGCAAACUCAAGCAUACUUUAGAUGGGUUGGAAAAGGUGUAUGUUCAGUUCCGGAGAAUGCUACUCUUGGUGCAUCAAAAUGAGUUUAUCACCCAGAAUAUAUCAUUACGCCAAAGAGAAAUGGCCGAGCUGAAGAAAAAGUUGUCAGCCCAUUUAAAUGACAGUAUUCAUAAAUUAUUUGGCUUUUUAUCCGAUGUUAACACAGUUCCUUUGUCUGUUGAUGUUGAUGUAACACUCCAGUCAUUAGUCCCAGAAGAAAUCUAUCAAGAUGAUACAUACUCUCUAGACAGUUUAAAGAGAAUGUUUAACGGCUUCAUUCUUCUUCAAUCUGAAUUUUUGAGGAGGCUUGCUCUUUGCUACUGUCCUGACAUUUGGAGUUCAACUACACCCAAGGCAAUUUUUGCAUUUUCAAAGAAGAAGCUACCUGAAAUCUUGAAGUGGAGUGGUAAUAUUGAAGAGGCCCUAAUUCGAGAACAGCGAUUUUUCCGAGCGGUCAUGGAGUCAAAGGAGAAACAAAGCCAACUCAAGUUACCAAAAACAAAUUGGGACUUUGCUGAUCUCUAUGUUUUGAUUCGGAGUGCGUCUAUCAAUUUCCAGUCUCUUCUUAUACAAAUUCAAGGUUUGCAAGAUAUUCUUGAGAAUGAGGCAUGUGAUCAAGGCAAGGAGAAUGAAGAGUUACUCAACACCAUUGCUCUAAUUUUAUCAGAGAUUAUGAAAGACAUUAGCUCUGGUCAGUCUUGCAUUGAUGCUAGCUUUGUCCAAACACACAAAAUGAUGAGUGCAAAUCAACCAGCUGUGAAGCUCUGUGAACUGGAAUCUGUUCCACGAUUGGCAGCAAAUCCUGAAGAGCAGAAAAGUGCCAUAGUCAAUCCUUCAGUUGAAGAUGAAGUUUUUGAGCUUAUUGUCCCUCUUGAAGGAAAAGAUGAAUCUGAUGAAGAUAAUUUUGAAGAAAUUUCUGCUGAAUUUCGUAUUAAGAGGAGGGAAGGAGAAACUUCAAAAAGAGUACUUCAAGAACUUAAAACUGUUUUGGUGAAAAAAGCUGAGGAGUGGAAGGAAAGGGAAAAACGUGCCAUGGCAGCGAAAGGUAUGACCUACACUGCGCCAGACCAGGUCAAAGUAGAACCAGAAGUGCAAAAAGUGACAGAGGAAGUUGAUUUUCCCACCAGUGACGAAUCCCUUGAUUUUCUUCCUAUAAACUGUGAUAAUGUUUGGCCACUCCCGAGGUUAAAGGCUACUGUGCGUUCUCACCGUAUUCGUGAGAGAAAAACUAGCCAUUCUGAGGCUUCCAAGCAUCAUUUUGAGACGGUAGAGCCGAUACCUCUUGCACCUGUGAACAUGGGUGAACAAGAACCAGGUGCUCAAAGUGAAGUUCCACGAAUGGGCUUUGGGGCAUCGUUGUUAGCUGAGGCCAUGGCCAAAUCUAGAGCUAUGCGUUUGCGUAACUCAAGGAAGGAGGACAUAUUUGUUGUAUCUGAUGAAGAAAAUUCUAGUGGGGAGUAACAUUUGCAAUUAAUUGGAAAAAAAUUAUUACGAUUCUUGCCUGUGUUCUAGUCCAUUAUUGUUAUAAAUAAAGUCAAAUUUAAUUUUAUUGCAGGAAUGAAUAAUUUUCUGAUUAUUGUUAUCUUGAAUGAGAUUAAAGAAAUGAUUUAGUUGCUGUUA